AUGGAGCACUCUCACGCCAACCAGGCUCCCAUUGAGCACAGAUUCAACCCCUACACCGACAACGGUGGUACCAUGCUCGCUAUCGCCGGUGACGACUUUGCCGUCAUUGCUGGUGACACCCGUUCGACGAGCGGCUACAACAUUAACACCCGCUACCAACCCAAAGUGUUCGAAGUGGGGGACAACAUCGUCGUCGGAGCGAACGGAUUCGCCGCGGAUGGCGAAACCCUCGUUCGUCGGAUUGCUCAGAGAAUAGAGUGGUACCACCACACCCAUAACAAGCCAAUGGCGAUCCAGUCCGCCGCUCGCCUGACACAGACUCUCCUCUACGGAAAGCGUUUCUUCCCAUUUUACGUCCACACCAUUAUUGCAGGUCUCGACGCCGAGGGCCGAGGUGCAGUCUACUCCUUUGACCCCGUCGGCUCUUACGAGCGGGAACAAUGUCGUGCUGCUGGUGCCGCUGCGUCUUUGAUUAUGCCCUUCCUCGACAACCAGGUGAACUUCAAGAACCAAUACGUGCCAGGUACGGAAGGAAAGGAGCCAAGGGGUGUCACUGGUCUGCCAUUGGACCGCGUCAUCAGCUUGGUCAAGGAUGCGUUCACCAGUGCGACGGAGAGGCAUAUCGAGGUCGGUGACGGAUUGGAGAUGUUGAUUGUCACGAAGGAUGGUGUCAGGACUGAGAGGUUCCCCUUGAAGAGGGAUUAG
This is a messenger RNA of Saitoella complicata NRRL Y-17804, 705 nucleotides long. Its product is annotated as N-terminal nucleophile aminohydrolase. The transcript has 3 exons. The record is from RefSeq and is a predicted model, not a curated record. Bases 1 to 705 code for a protein of 234 amino acids. Gene Ontology annotation, cellular component: proteasome core complex. NCBI's taxonomy places the organism in Eukaryota, Fungi, Ascomycota, Saitoellomycetes, Saitoellales, Saitoellaceae.